CGUCAUUUGUGAAAAGGAAAGGCGUGCUUCGUUUUAAAGUAAAUAAUUAUAGUUUUCUCGCAAAAAUGGCUUUACACGUUCCAAAGGCCCCUGGCAUGUCCCAGAUGAUGAAGGAUGGUGCUCGAUACUUUUCUGGGCUUGAAGAAGCAAUCUACAGAAGCAUAACCGCCUGCAAGCAAUUCUCCCAAUGCGUUCGCACUGCCUAUGGUCCCAAUGGAAUGAACAAAAUGAUAAUUAACCACCUCGAAAAACUGAUUGUCACGAGCGAUGCAGCCACAAUAAUCAAAGAACUCGAAGUCGAACAUCCAGCUGCAAAACUGAUGGUGAUGGCAUCCGAGAUGCAGGAAGCAGAAGUUGGAGAUGGUACCAAUUUCGUCGUCAUUUUCGCCGGUGCUCUUCUCGAAAAUGCUGAAGAUCUCCUUCGUUUGGGAAUCACCACAUCCGAAAUCGUAGAAGGCUACGAAACCGCUCUGAAUAAGGCUCUGGAAAUCCUGGCCACACAGGUCGUGCACGAAGUCAAAGACUUCCGUAACGUUGAACAAAUAAAAUCCGGCAUCAGAACGUCGGUGAUGAGCAAACAGUACGGCCGGGAAGAUCUUCUCGCCGACCUUAUUUCUCAAGCCUGCAUUUCCUCACUCACGGAAAAAUCCAACUUUAAUGUCGACAAUGUCAGGGUCUGCAAAAUCCUUGGUUGUGGAAUCCAAUCCUCGCAGGUUGUGCAGGGAAUGGUUUUCAAGCGAGUUGUCGAAGGUGAUGUGACGAAGAAAGCGAACGCAAAAAUUGUCGUUUAUACUUGUCCGGUGGACAUCACUCCCACGGAAACGAAAGGCACUGUGCUAAUCAAAUCGGCUGAUGAGCUUCUGAACUUCUCCCGAGGCGAAGAGUCGAUGCUUGAGGCACAGAUCAAAUCGAUUGCCGACAGUGGAGCUGAUGUUAUUGUUUCUGGAGGCAAAUUUGGUGAUAUGGCGCUUCACUACAUCAACAAGUACAACUUGAUGGCGGUUCGUCUGCCUAGCAAAUUUGAUAUUAGGAGACUCUGUAAGGCUGUUGGAGCUACGGCACUUACGAAACUGGCGCCUCCAACUUCAGAAGAACUGGGUUUCGCAAGUACGAUUCACAUCGACGAGUUGGGAGACACAUCCGUCGUUAUUUUCAGCCUCGAUGGCAAGGACAGUCGCAUUAGCACAAUUGUCAUUCGUGGAUCCACCGAAAAUUAUAUGGACGACAUUGAACGUGCCAUCGAUGAUGGUGUCAACACCUACAAGGGAAUUACUCGUGACGGACGUUUUGUCUCUGGUGGCGGAGCUGUAGAAGUUGAAUUGGCCUUCCAAAUCGCUGAAUUCGCCAAUACUCUGCCAGGCCUUGAACAAUAUGCAGUGCGUAAAUUUGCCACGGCUCUUGAAACAUUCCCGAAGACUUUGGCGGAGAACAAUGGCUGUCAGCCGUCAGAACUUCUCUCGAAACUUUAUGCAUCCCACAAGGAAGGAAACAAGGCUUAUGGUUUCGAUUGCAGUGAAGGAACUGGUGAAAUGGUUGAUACCGUGAAGGCUGGAAUCAUGGACCUGUUUUUGACGAAGCAGUGGGCAUUGAAAUAUGCGGUAAAUGCAGCCUGCACAAUUCUCAAAAUCGACCAGAUAAUCAUGGCGAAACGAGCUGGAGGACCGAAGCCACGUGCUGGCGGUGGCCACAAUAGUGACGACGAAUAGAUUGUGCGGCGUAAAGUAUUUUAAUUUCGAAUUGCUUAAAGCAUUUUUUACGUUCAAGUGUUAAGAUCGUUAUUAAUUCUAAGGUUGACAGAAAAUGUUUGCAACGUUUUUCUGAGCCUUCAUCUCACACGCAAUUUUUAGAGUUCUAAUUCAUCGUAAAAAAGCAGGAGCUUUUUGUAGUUUAAGGACGUUUUGAACUUGCAUCGCUAACAUCGUUUUAUCGUAAUCCAUUUGCGUUGAUUCCGAAACCUCAUUUGUACGAACACAAUUUUGCAAAAUGAAUACUUUUUAUGAGA
Belonocnema kinseyi is the source of this 2002-nucleotide messenger RNA. It is a transcript of the gene CCT8, whose product is annotated as T-complex protein 1 subunit theta. The coding region runs from base 66 to 1706 and encodes 546 amino acids. Lineage: Eukaryota; Metazoa; Arthropoda; Insecta; Hymenoptera; Cynipidae. The transcript has 5 exons. Gene Ontology annotation, molecular function: ATP hydrolysis activity; ATP-dependent protein folding chaperone; ATP binding. Gene Ontology annotation, biological process: protein folding. The record is from RefSeq and is a predicted model, not a curated record. Gene Ontology annotation, cellular component: chaperonin-containing T-complex.